Messenger RNA from Eutrema salsugineum, 1110 nucleotides. RefSeq lists its product as uncharacterized. Lineage: Eukaryota; Viridiplantae; Streptophyta; Magnoliopsida; Brassicales; Brassicaceae. The coding region runs from base 1 to 1110 and encodes 369 amino acids. The transcript has a single exon. The record is from RefSeq and is a predicted model, not a curated record.
AUGCAAGCCCAACUGCGAGAGAUCAGUUCUAAAUUUCACCAAGCCACCAGCUCGGCACCUGAAAUCGACCGCGUAAUCCAGGAAGAUCAGAAAACACCAUUCACUUCCCGAAUUACCAACGUUCCCGUCCCCAAUCUAGAAAAGUUCAAACUGUGUUCGUAUGAGGGAAACUCGGAUCCAAGACAUUUCCUCACGUCGUUCGGCAUUGUAAUCAAUCGACUCAAGUUCACCUCGGCCGAACAGAAGGACGCGAUCCAAUGCCAAUUGUUCGUCGAACACCUUGAAGGCAUCGCACUAGACUGGUUCUCGAGAUUGGAAGCCGACUCCAUUGACAACUACAAAGAGCUAUCGACAAAGUUUGCGAAGCAUUUUUCAAUGUUCAUCGGACAAAAAACACGUAACCCCGAGCUGUGGGAAACAUCACAAGGCGAAACCGAGUCACUCCGAGACUUCAUGGCACGGUUCAAGCAGAUUGUGGCACACUGCACAGUGGACGACGAAGCCUCCCUCGAAGCGUUAUAUCAGAAAACGUGGUACAAAUCCCCCUUUCACAAGGAACUUCACAGGAAUAGACCACUCACUCUGGAGGACGCGCUUCACAAAUCAAACAUUUUCAUCCCGGAAGAAGAGGAGGAAGCCGCCAAAGAUCGGCAGUAUUCAGCGUCAAAGCCCGACCAAACCUUGGCUGUCAAAGAGAACUCUGAAACAAAAGCCCAGUCCAGCAGGCAGCGCGGGGUAGUGAACCAGGCCGGACCGUCAAACCACAAGUCAGGACGGCCACCAAAGUCUUGGAAUACAUGGCACAGAAAGGAAGAUACACCGCUGAGUGAACGUUUUUGCGAGUAUCACGAGCGAUAUGGGCAUAGCACGGAGGAAUGCCAGCAUUUGAGGACUUCUUACUUCAACAGUUCCGCAAGGGGGAGGUCGCCACCGCGGAUUUGCCUAAGCCCGGACCCCGACGGCCGAACCCGCGACAAAACAAACCCGGCAACCAGGAGACUGCGAAGGCAGCCGAGUCCGACGAUGAGCAGACCACCCCCCCUAAACGAGACCGCGAAGCGCCUAACCGAGAAACGAACAUUCCAAAAACCAGGAAGAAGGUCAACAUGA